UCGGCUAUGGCGCAGCGUGAGUAGUCGUGUAUUUUAACGCUCCUGAAUAUACGAUCCAAUCUCGUGUACAAAACAAAAGUCUGAUUUGAAAUAGUGCUCAACCUACUCCUUAAACUAUUGCCAAUCGAUUGUGAUAAGUGAAAUCGAUAAAAAUGGUGUUAACACGAGAUGUUACCGAAGAAAUCAAAUCGGCAGUAAAUUCUGCAAUGAUGAAGUUCCUAAAAGAUGAAACAUUCAUAAAAACCAUAUCAGAUAGCGUGGCUGAGGCAGUCACAGCGUCGAUGCAAAAAAAACUCACACUGAUUGAGCAAAAAGUUACAGACCUGAAUAAUAAAAUGGAAGGUAUGACAAAGGAAUACGAACAGAAAAUCAAUAACUUAGAAUGUGUUACAAAAACAUUAGUAACGGAAAGAAAAACCCUGGAGAAGAAGUUUGAUAAUAUUGAACAAAUCUCGAAGCGACAAAACCUGCGAAUUUUCAACGUUAAAGAAACCAAAAACGAAAAUGUUCGUGAUGAUCUAAUUCAGUUCCUAAAUUCCAAGAUGUCAUUGAAUAUAAAAAGCAGCGAUAUGGAACUAUGUUAUAGAAUUGGAAGAAGAGACGAAGGAAAUAGAAUGAAGCCUAGAGGAAUUUUCCUAACGUUGAAAAGCUACGACAUGAAACAAGCCAUUUAUAGUAAGAAAAGGCUACUAAAAGGAACAGGGGUGGUUAUUCGUGAAGAUCUUACCAAAUUGAGGUUGAAUAUUUUUUCCAGAACUAUUGAAAAUACAUCGUUGAAAAACGUAUGGACUGAUGAAGGAAACAUUUAUGUAAAUCAUAACAAUAAGAUUAUCAUUUUAAAAUCGGAAGAUGACUUUCAUAAACUUUUUGGUGAUGUAUAAUAUCAAGAACGAUUGAGUAAUUUCAAUAAUUCAUCAGUUAUUAAUCUAUUUAUAAGGCAAGGUGAUUUUACUUCAUGUUAAUAAAUUAUGCUUCAUUUUAUAUUCA
Phaedon cochleariae (mustard beetle) is the source of this 987-nucleotide messenger RNA. The record is from the annotation of a GenBank genome assembly. Lineage: Eukaryota; Metazoa; Arthropoda; Insecta; Coleoptera; Chrysomelidae.